AAACAGCGAUAUUGAAGCAGCAAAAUUCGGGCUCAUGCAACUCGAGAAGACCGACAGACCUCGUAAGCGCAUGACUGAGCUGAUGAUGAAGCAGAGUGUACCCGCGUAUGCUGCGGGUACUGAUGUGGAUAAGAAUACGAAGGAGUUCCAUAUAGUGUUCCAACGAUCGCCUCAGGAAAUCAGCGUUCAGGAUGGCGUUGCCACUGGGGUGACACUACAGAAGAUGAAGCUCGAGGGUGACUGGCGGACUGCCAAGGCUGUGCCCACCGGAGAGACCGAGACUAUUGAUUGCCAACUGAUUCUGCGAAGUAUAGGAUACAAAAGUCUGCCCAUCAAAGGACUGCCAUUUGAUAUAGUCAGAGGCGUCGUCCCGAAUGUCGGAGGCUAUGUGGCGGACGCAGACGACAGUGCGACCAGUGAAGGCAGCCAAGGCGGUGACAAACUGGCCAGGCUGUAUGCAGCUGGGUGGGUGAAGACCGGGCCGGUGGGUGUCAUCCUCUCCACAAUGAACGCCGCCUUCGAGACCGCUGAUGUCAUAAUCGAAGACUUCAACAGUGGCAGAUUAACGGGGAAAGAUCUUCCAAAGGCAGACAGCACAAUAGACGAACUGCUGGGAGAGAAAAAGGUGGUGAGCUUCGACGAUUGGAAACGCAUUGAAGCUGAAGAAAUCCACAGAGGGCAACUGCUCAGUAAGCCAUUCGAGAAGUUCACCAGCACCGCCGAGAUGCUGCAAUGGGCCACGGCGAUUGCUUCAAACAGCGACACACCUACGUAGUUACAGCUGACGUUAUUGUAGUUACAAGGUUGCGUCCGUGUGAUUUUGUGCCUCAUCCCGGGUGGGGGAGAUGAACAGAGGUAUCCUAAGUUCGCAAAUCCCUGCAUGAACUCAAGUGUUGAGCGGUCUGACAUGCAUUUUGUAUGUACUCUGUCCGUCUACUCAUGUAACUUCUGGGUGACAUGGGGGUACCAAAUAUUUCGAGUCAUUGGGAAUUGAUAUCGCAAUUGAUGAUUGUAAAUAUGUAUUCUAUCCGUGUUUUGUGAGGAUAACGACUGCCAUGGAUGUGCACCUGUGACCCGAAUAUCAACUAUGGUUUUGUCCCAUUAGCCGUGGUUGUUACCCAUAAAUACUAAGAAUGGCUUAUAAUUCCAGCUGCAAUUCCUGCUACUCUUUUUGGCUGUCGACGAGGGUGUCACAACAGUAACGAACACAUAUCCACUUACAUAACUGAUUCAAGCUAUUUUAUAAUAAAAACUAAAAUGUGCGUG
This is a messenger RNA of Sphaeroforma arctica JP610, 1266 nucleotides long. RefSeq lists its product as hypothetical. The transcript is spliced from 6 exons. The coding region runs from base 35 to 775 and encodes 246 amino acids. The record is from RefSeq and is a predicted model, not a curated record. Gene Ontology annotation, biological process: ubiquinone biosynthetic process. Gene Ontology annotation, cellular component: mitochondrion. Lineage: Eukaryota; Ichthyosporea; Ichthyophonida.